GAUUCAUAACGAGAUCCACCAUACCACCAGACUAACAUACCACCAUCCAUCUCUUAGCCCGACCCAUACCACGACCCAUAGACCCAUAAACCGAGAAUCACCCCAUAUACCAUAUCUAACACAAACGGGAAUCUUCUUUCAAAGACAUCCAAGUCUGAAUCUGAAUCGAAAUCCGAAUCAUCAAGCCCUUUUAGCCGGAAGACUUGCAAGAUCUUUUGGCCUUCUCCAUACAUAUACACACACAUACAUAUACUUCUUUCAUUCUGUAUAUCUUCAAUUUUCCGUCGUAUCUGAGUACCGAGCCUGGGUAGGUAUCCAAUCAUACCUACCUACCUACCUACCUGUCUAGACUCCGAAUCUCUCUCUUACAUCUUGAAAUCAUCUUUUCCCGUCAGAAAUGGUGAAGAUGGUGAAGAAUUGAUUGAGAAAUCCCAGAGAAAUCAUUAAGAUUCUUUAAUUUCGAUUUUGGAGUGAAUUUCAACACAUUACUCAUCAACAACACACUUACACAGCACACGGCAUCGAUAUCGAUUCACUUCUCACCCACAUUCUCAUUGCUCUCACAGGUUACAUCAUCAACCACCAAAAGACACGACCACGACCACAACCACAACCACAACCACAACCACGUCCAUUUCUACUCAUUCACCAUCUUACCUCUUACUCGGCUUAAUAUUCUCAGAUUCUAAUUCGUCUUCACUUCGCGUCACCUAUGCGGAAUUAACAGUAACUGGCCAUCUUACACUUCAGUACAAUACAUACAACACAAUACAAUACAAUACCCCCAGUCAUUUAUCUUUUCCGUCGCGACAAUGGCCAUUCCGAAGCAGCAAUAUCGUCAUGCCUUCUGCUAAACUCAUCUCUCUCAACCCCCGAAAGUCGACAGAAUCCAAAAGAUAAAAACACAUCCUCACCAUUUAAAUACAUUCGAAUACCUUCCAAGAUGUCUCUGCUAGGGAAAUUGUUCUCUAGUACACCAUCUGCUGGACCAACCACCUCACGAGCUUCCAAUCCUCUGGACUCCAAUUUGGAGGACCACUUUACCUACAAUUUACUCUUCCCAGAUGCCGAAGCUUUGUGUCACAAAGAUCAACUCUUCCCAUUCUCAUCAGGAACGGUACUUGCACCCGCAAAUGCGCAUACUUUCGACGUCAAUGGAGAAAUCGAUCUGGAAAUGCGCGAUGUUCGAGUAAUUAUUAUGCAGGAAGCUACGUCAACUUCUGGAACUCCAUACGUAUUAUACGACAGUCACACGCCUCCGCCAACUUCUCCAUCUCUUGAAAGACAGAAUUCAAAUGGCUCUGCAUUUCCUACAAGGUCCGAAAACCGGCGAUCAGUCCCUCCACCACGAAAGACCUCGGUAGGACAAAAUUCAAGACCGGUCGUCAUACAACAGGAAGCUACAACUCCUAGAGGCUUUGGCGGCGCAUUCGAUCGGAGAUCAACACAUAAAUCACACUUAAGUUAUACAGAAACUGAAGGCCAGCGUUCACUGAGGGAAUACAAGGAGGAGGUUACAACUAUCUCAAAUUGUAUCUUUGGAACUUCUGAAGUUUUGGCAUAUAAAGGGACUGGCACAAAGGUUCACAUCUUGCCAUCAGAGUCUAGAUCCUUUGCAGGACCUAGUUCUUACGCUGCAGACGGAUCUUUUGGUAGAUCAAGUAUGCGAGGUAGUAAAUUGGCACAAUCUUUCACUUUGGAAAACGUCGUAGGUCCUGCCCCAGCUGGGUUUUCAACAACUGCAUCUUCAAGAGGACAAGAUCGAAAAAAAGUUCUCAUUACGCGCAUGUUCCCAGUACCUCUACCGAACGAUGAUAUCCAGGUUCAAACACCAAAUGCAGGAUCAGACAAGGAUGGAUAUCCUUUUCCAAGAGUUAGUGAUUUUGGCACUCCUGAAAAGAAGCCUCAACCGAAACAAAAGCGAACUCCUAUGUAUGCGGUUGGAUUGAUAGUUCAUUUACCGGCUUCACCACCUCGUGCACCUUCAGUGCCAAACUCUCGAUCUAGUUUUCGUGCAUCGAGUUCUUACAAUGAACAAGAUUCAUUUCCAUCAUCUUUCAGUUCCACAAAACGUGCAGGUUGGACUAUGCUUGGUUCUGGUUUUGGCAUUGACUCUUUGGAAUCUUCAAUUCAUAGUGAUGUGGAUGAUCGAAUUGAUAUGAUUACCCAACACUGGGACAUCAUCACUCGAACCCUCACUCAUCUUCAAGCAGUUGCAACUGAAUCUUUAGUAUGUCUUCUUCGACAAGCGGAUAUCAGUUCUCCUGGACCUCGUCGUGAAUCACACUCUCGAGCCCCUUCGGCUAGUGUAUCAAUCGCCGGUAGAAGAGUUAUGGAGGACGCUAAGCCAUUCAAAUUACCCAAGACGAAUGCUAAAUUAGUUCAGCUCAGUCAAAAUUGUUUGGUCCAAAUCCACAAAAUACAUAAAGAGGUUGAUGCGUCACGCCAAAGGAUCGUUAGUGGUAUUAAAGGUCUUCAGGUGAUUACUGGUCAAGGACGAUGGGGAAUUUGGCGUGAAGAAGCUAGAUUAGCUGAGAGGUGGGCCGGCGGAAAGGAUAAGGGAUUUUUCUUCUUUAACCUGCUGACUGGGUUCUUGGGUAAUCACACUGAAUGGUUACAAGCAUUGGGACCUAGUUGGUAUCGUCGGAGACACUAUCAGAUUCAAAGAUCUCACAAAGAUGAAGAUAUACCUCUUCCCGCGCGAACCAUCAUUGUUUCCAACGAUAAAAUGGCAGCAAGACGAUUGAUCUUUUUGCUCUCUGCUUUUCUACCCGCAAGUCAACAAAUAACAUCUCGGGCUCAUCGCCCAAGUACCUCAAUAUCCUUGGGUGGAUGCUCACAAUCUCCUCCAUCUUAUAUCAUACCAAUCUUGAGAGAAGAGUCACUGCGACGCAAGAUCAACAAGCGCUCUAGUACAUCACGGACCGCCCACCCACGAUCUGUGAGCUUUCCCGCUCAAUCCGCUCAACCCGCGCAAACUUCACAGCCUUCGAAAUCCCCAACCGAACAGCCUAGUGGCCUUGGAAUUACAGUUCACAGUGGCCAACGGGACAGAUCAUCAUCAGAUAUCUCCCAAAUCAAAACAGCAAAUUUGCCAAUUCCCGGCAGUGAUGGUGGAACUCGAAAGAGCAGUACUGCAACAACAAGGACUGCCACACCAAUCACAACAGUCCCACAUUUCUCCACUCGAGCUCCAGUCAGAGGAACUGGUCCUAUACCCAGACCAGGAAGCAGUGGUAGUCUUGCAGCUGAUGACCUACUUCGAUCUCUGAAAAGAGGCGAAAGCUCCGGCCAAUACAGCAAUGCAAGCAAUGAUUCCCAAGGUCAAAAUUCAAGGUGGGGCAGCAUGAUUAGUGGUUUCUGGAGUACGAAACGAAGGCCAUCUACAACCAACACGUCAGCUACAUCAAUGGAAGAAGUCGAAAUCAAUGAUCCUUAUUAUAGAGAUAUCACUUCACAGCCUCGCGGUAAAUUAUCAGAUACCACUGAGGUGGAAGCUUCUUUAACAAAGUCAAAAGACCAACAAGAGCGCGAGCUGAGGACUUCGGAAACUGGAAGCACCGGAACCGCUAGAGCAAUCGAGCAAAGACCAGAGCAACAAAACGAUGAGAUUAACGAGCAGAUAAUCCAAAGUUUAGAGCGAAUACCAGAUCCUUCAGGAGCUUAUGAGUCACCAGUUAAAACUACAAUUGCUGAUGAUGGUGCUAUUGAAAUUGAUGUCCCUCUUCCUGACUACUUGGCUUUCGAGACGGCUGUCAGCUCGCCAUCAAGCAGUGGAUAUCUUUCCACGCCAGGUUUGAAUAAUGGUCUCGAAGGGUUUGAACACUACUCGCGUGCGGGGCCCGAUUCAGACACUACAAUCAAUGUUGGCGGUUAUCUAUCACGUUAUCAUCCGGAUUUUGCGUUACAAGCCGUGCCUUCACAUUCGGAUCUCAUCGCUGAAAUUAAAGAAUCAAUGAGGGCAGAGCCAACACCUGUCAUUACGUCAACACCUCAUACGGAAGAUGGCCGUGCUGAUCGAUGGGUUGAUAUCUCUAGUGCAUUGGUCGCUGAUACGACCAAUUUCACAAUUACUCAUAUCCGUUACAGACGUCUUGUGAAACUCAAGGAGAAUGUGGAUCCUGUAACUCCCGCCAUCUCCACUUCAUUAGAAUCAAAAUAUGGUAAUGUUUACUCUACCGUACUACUUACGCCAUCCCUUGAAGUAUACGACGAUCACGAAGAUCAGUUUAUCGAAGAUCAACUAGUCAGCAUGGAUGAUACAUUGAUUGAAGCUGUUGAGAGAAUUAUUGCUCAAUCAGGUCAAGCUUCAAAGCAAUCAUCAGCAUGCUCAUCUAGAUCUACAAGUAGAAGACCCGUUAUGGGAAGGGAAAGAUCCAACUCGGAUACCAAGACUGUACCUGAGGUCAGGACUAAUCUUGAGGUUCCAAGAAAUGAGUGCAAGAAAAUGGUUCUUAGUGCUCUUGAAGAAAUCGUAAAGGAAGUAGCAGAGAGUCGAGAGGAGACUGUUGGAAACCACAGAUUAGAGGGGGGCAGGGAGAAAGAAAGUUUCUUGAGGGAAGGAGUCAGAACUUGGUUAGGAACUGUGGAGAGUGUGGAAUAAUCUUCAUGGCGAAGAGAGAUUCAUGACAUUAUUUUCUUUUUCUUUUUUCACGUUUGUACCAACAACACAACUAAACUAACGGCCAACAUCACACGGUUCUCAACGAUACCCAACAGACAAUGUACCACCAAUACCAAACAUUAAACAUGGAGUCUUUUUUUUUUUUUUUUUUUUAGAAUUUUAGCGUCGGCGUUUGGAGGAAGAAAUCUUGCUACGAUUGGACAGGAUGAAAGCUCGACAUGGCAACAUUUGCCUUUUUGGCUCAUAAUUCUUUCAAAUGAGCAAGCAUUCCAGGUAUUUCUGCGAUUAUACCAUUUGCAUUUCAGGGAGAAUGGUUGGGUGGGUUAUUAUACAUUGGGGUCUGGAAUGGCUCGGGAAUUUUCUUUACACGGAUGGGGUGGGUAUACAAGGAUGGCUGGAUUGACAUGAUAGGAAUUUGGUUUGAUUGAGGAGUUUCUAAUGAUCGGAGGAGGGUAUGAUGAGAGAUGAGAUUUACUUUCGCACGAAUGCGAAGAAUCGACGAUGGACGAUGGGCAUGAUAUUGUGGCAAUAGUCAUGCAAGAGAUAGGAGCAGAGAAUAUUGUGGAAUGGAUAGAAUGACUCUUAGGUCGUUCUGGAUACUUCGAUGCUCAUCUUUUGGUUAUUUGCCCUUUUGUGGGGUGGUGAAAACUCGCUCUGAAUCUCACAAUUUACAUUUGCUACUAUAUGCAAUGGCGUGGUGGGCUGUGCACGUGUGCAUUUGCAUAUAUGUUUGAUGAUGAAGCGAAUUAUCCGUCCGAAAUAUUACCAUGGCGGAUGAAGUGGAGAAGGUGGAGACAUUCAGAGUAGGGGUCCUUUAUGGUCGGUGCGGUGAUUGGAGAGGCGGGGUGGAGAGGAUUUUUUUAGAGGCACAUGUGCUGUGGAGUGGAGAUCUAUGGUUGGUGUGGUCAUGCAUUGACUGGACAUGACAUGAAUGGAUGAAGAUUUACCUAGGUAUGGAUUUGCUUUAGAGUAGGUAGAUUAAUGAAGAAUUAAAUAUCGGAAUUUGA
Molecule: messenger RNA, 5631 nt
Organism: Botrytis cinerea B05.10
Lineage: Eukaryota; Fungi; Ascomycota; Leotiomycetes; Helotiales; Sclerotiniaceae
Exons: 1
Coding region: 944-4603 (1219 amino acids)
Cellular component (GO): cytoplasm
Molecular function (GO): protein-folding chaperone binding; ATPase inhibitor activity
Source: RefSeq, a predicted model, not a curated record